GGUCACAUUCCAUCCACCACCAACAAAUACCUGACAUGCCGUGCUACAACUUCAAGAGCAUCACGGUAGUACCGUCAUCCAAAGACUUUAUUGACAUCGUCUUGUCGAAAACUCAAAGGAAAACUCCGACUGUUAUUCAUCCGCAAUAUGCAAUCGGACGUAUUAGACAUUUUUAUAUGCGUAAAGUCAAAACGUGUCAGCAGUUUUACCAUGAUAAACUUCAAACAAUUCUCACAGAAUUCCCUAAAGUGGAGAAUAUACAUCCAUUCUAUGCAGAUCUCAUAAACGUUUUAUAUUCCAAAGAUCACUACAAACUUGCAUUAAGUCAGCUUAAUACUGCCAAGAAUUUGAUUGAUGGCAUCGGUCGAGACCAGGUGAAGAUAUUAAAGUAUGCAGAAUCCCUAUAUCAAUGUAAAACACUCAAACGAGCUGCUCUAGGAAGGCAAGUUAAAUAAAUUACAAUUAACCAAAGGUUAGGAUGUGUACAGUAAUCAAGAGACAAGCAGAUAACUUGAAAUUCUUGGAAGAUACACGACAACACAUGUCUAGGUUACCAAGCAUUGAUCCGGAUACUCGCACUAUCAUUCUAUGUGGUUUCCCGAAUGUUGGAAAGUCGAGCUUUAUAAAUAAGAUAACUCGAGCUGAUGUAGAUGUUCAGCCGUUUCCGUUUACAACUAAAUCUUUAUUUGUUGGACACACGGAUUAUAAAAAUUUACGAUGGCAAGUAAUUGAUACACCUGGUGUAUUAAAUAGACCCUUGGACGAACAUAACACGAUCGAAAUGCUGUCCAUUACAGCACUUGCACAUCUACAGGCUGCUGUAAUAUAUAUCAUGGAUUUGUCUGAACAGUGUGGAUAUACUAUACAACAACAAUUAACGCUAUUCCAAAACUUGAGACCUCUUUUCCGUAACAAACCUCUUGUAAUAGCCGCUAAUAAAGUUGAUAUCAAACCAUUUGAAGCACUAUCUGAGGAAGAUAAACAAUCAAUUAAUAGUAUUGUCCAGUGGCAUACUGAUAGACAGAUCAGAGAUCCGGAUCGACCAAUCUUUGUAGAAAUGUCCACUGUCACUGAAGUUGGUUUAGUAACUGUUCGUUCAGUUGCAUGUGAUGACUUGUUAGCUCAACGUGUACAAGCAAAAAUUCGAGCUGCCGCUCUGCCAGGCAGUAAUGUUGAUAUCUCUAAUCGACUGUAUAUAGCUAAACCGAAACCAGACGGAAACAAGACAGAUGCACCAUCUCGUCCACCGAUAAUCCCCGACGGUGUUCUAGAUAAACAAAGGAGACGUAUGCUAAAACGUCUUCGUAUUGCUAAUUCACUCCAACCUAGCUCGCAACUUGAAGACGAAGAUGAAGACUCAUCGAAACGUUGUCGAACCGUGCGUGAUCGUGAACCAGAAGCUGAUCCUGAUGAAGGCUUCAUAUUGAAUUUAAGAGAGCAUUGGCGUAUAAAAUGUCCUGAAGAGGCAAAUGAUACAAUCCCUGAGAUUUUGAAUGGACAUAACUUGAUCGACCUAUUCGAUCCUGAAAUUGAGGAGAAACUAAAUGCUUUGGAAGAACAAGAGGCUGCUUUCGAAAAUGCUGGGUUUUACGAUGAAUCUGAACUACUGAAGCAAGAAAAUGACCCAGAAAUGAAAAAAAUCAGAGAAACCGCAGCGAAGAUAAGAGAGGCACGAGCAUUGCGUGUUUUGGAAUCACGAGCUCGUAAGCAAGUACGUAGACCUCAAGUACCUCGAAGCGCCCGUUCAGUCAGUGUACAUAAAAUACAUCAAGAGCUGGGUGAGCUUGGUUUAGAAGUGGAUAUGCAUGAGCAAGGCGAACGUGGUCGUUCACUAAAGAGAGCUGCUAGAGCACGGAACUCAGCACCAAAUCUGCACCGUGAGGCUUCAAUUGCACGUGCAUCUGUAUCGCGAUCUAGAUCCGGUUUACGUGAUGAAAAAAUGCAUGAUACCGUUAAACGCAUGUCCAAAAUUGCUCAACGUAAGGUGGUAACAUUAGCACGGAAAGGAGAAGGAGAUCGUCAUAUUCCAACACUAAAACCAAAACAUCUGUUUUCAGGCAAACGAGGGACUGGGAAAACUGAUCGUCGUUAAUUUAUUCCUUUUGAGUGAUUUUAUAACAAUAAGAUAUUUUUUUUAAAAAUCACUGGUUUGCUUUUAGAACAAUUUGUACGCAUAUGAUAAAUAUAAUAUCAUGGUUUUCAAUGCAAGGAUAAAA
This is a messenger RNA of Schistosoma intercalatum, 2216 nucleotides long. Lineage: Eukaryota; Metazoa; Platyhelminthes; Trematoda; Strigeidida; Schistosomatidae. The record is from the annotation of a GenBank genome assembly.